CAGCCGACGAAACGACAUCAAUGAGCCGACGAAUCGACUUUUGACACACAUGGCGCGCCAUAAUUGUAUUGAGAGCGCGUGUUGAGUGAAAUUGUCGUUUGUGAAUGAAAUUGGAAGGAUUUAUUGUUAUUGAUGUGUUACUGUUAUGUUAGAAUGAGUGGGAGAGACAUCACAGCAUUGAAUAGCCAACUACUGGACGGUGUGAGGAGCAAGUCACGUGAUGAGGUUGAACGACUUUUGGUUGUAGGAGCUGAAGUUAAUGCGUGUAAUUAUUGUGGAUUGACUGUACUGAUGGAAGCUUGUGAUAAUGGCUCCAAGUCAUUAGUUGAGCUUUUGUUGUGUAGAGGGGCAAAUGUAAGCAGAACUGAUUAUAUUUUGACACACAGAAAACACAGAUCUCCAGUAUGUCUUGAAGGACUUGCUGCUUCUUCUGUUUCUCCAAAGUCAGCUCAAGCUCGAUCGUCUCCCACAACUCUACAGCCAGUUAUUGUUCAAUGUGCUGAUGAUGAGUUUCAGUGCUACGACGGCUUCAAGUGUUUACAAUGGUCACACCGAUGUGACUCGAUAGUAGAUUGUCAUGACAACUCAGACGAAAGCGGCUGUGCAUAUGUCCCACACUGUCCACCCAAACUUCAGUUUUCUUGUGCUAACUCUAACUGUGUUCCUCUCGACAAGCACUGCAAUGAGGUUGACGAUUGUGGAGACAACUCGGAUGAGUUUAACUGUGGCCUCACUCAACCCAAAUGGCAAGAAUGCGAGGGAAUGUUUCGUUGUGGCAAUGGACACUGUCUGACGUUCAAAAGACUUUGCGACAACAAAACUCAUUGCAACGACGGAUCGGACGAGAAAAACUGCUUUACAAACGAAUGCUUGAACAGCAAUUCAUGUCCGGGAGAUCAAAAGUGUAUUGACGAGCCGACUUCGUAUCGAUGCACGUGUGCACGAGAAUAUCGCAAGACGAACGACGGAUGUGAAGAGGUGGACGAGUGUCAGACGUAUGGACAUUGUGCACAGUUUUGUGUGAACACGCCGGGUAGCUUUGUCUGCAGCUGCAGUAACGGAUACACACUGAAGGCUGAUGGUCACACAUGCAAAGCAAACGAUGGAAAUGCCAAGUUGUUGUACGCUGAUGGUCAGGAUGUCAAGCUAAUGGAUCUCAACACAAAGUCGAUUGAAGGCCUAGCCAAAGACAGACUAUCAGUCAUUCCAGUUGCAUUCCACUUCCGUACAGGCAUGAUCUACUUUGGUGAAUACCAAAGGAAUCGUAUAUGUGCAGUUCCCGCGGACAACAGUGCAGAGCCAAAACCGAUUCUCACAACAGUGGAUGGCGCUCAUAGCCCUGACGGUCUUGCUGUUGACUACUUGAACGACUGGAUCUAUUGGUCUAGUCCUGCUUAUCGUACGAUCUUUAUGGCUAAAUUGGAUGGUUUGUAUCGUCGAGUUGUCGUGAAUGAGAGUAUGAAGUUGGACGAGCCGCGUGGUCUUGCUGUUGAUCCAUUGAGAGGGUAUCUGUUCUGGGCUGAUUGGGGGAAUCACUCGCAUAUCGGUGCUGCUGCUAUGGAUGGAACGGGACAGAGACACAUUGUGGUGGAUGGAUUGGUGUUGCCGAAUGGAAUAGCGGUUGAUACGAUAACACAGAGGAUCUACUGGGUGGACGGCAAUCGUGGAGUGGUUGAGGUUUGUGAUUAUUUGGGUCACAAUCGAAGAGUUAUUAUACAGGGUGGUAUUGGACGGCCUCUCUUUAUUGCGUUGUAUGAGGAAAAGGUGUACGUGUCGUCUGAUUGGGGACCGAUGAGGAAGGGAAGAGUUUUUGUUGCCAAUCGAUUUGAUGGAUCACAUUUGAUGACGAUUGAUCAUGAUGUGGACUCUGUACAAGGCAUUGCAGUUUAUCAGAAACAACAACAACAACACACUUCCAAUCACUGCGAUCGAGCGAACUGCAGUCAUUAUUGUGUCACCAGUUUUGUGUCGGACUACAAGUGUUUCUGUCCCGAUGGCUCCCACUUGUUGAAUGACGAAAAAACAUGUUCAGUUGGUGUUGAAAGAUGUAAUGACAGUUACUGUAAUUACAAUGGACAUUGUGUGAAGGAAGGCAACACAAAUAAAUGUUUAUGUCGUAGUGACCGCACUGGAUCUCGAUGCACUGACGUUGUUAGCGAGACUGUGUCUUGUCCCAUCACUCGAUGCAACAGCCGUGGACGAUGUUAUAUCUUAGUAGGAGUUCAAUACUGCAUUUGUAAUGAUGGUUACUCUGGUGUCUACUGUGAGUCCAAUAUCUCCCCCAUCACUUCUCCAUUUGAAACUUCUACAACCACUUCUACAACCACAUCUCCUGCACCACCUCGUGUUGUCGGUAAUGUCGGUCAGAACAAAGGAAGCAAUGCAGUAGGCAUUUCUGUAGGAGGUGCCAUCGGUGGUCUAGUGGUCGUCGCAAUUAUUAUCAUUCUUGUUAUUCUCUUGGUAAAGAAUGUGAGAGGCAAGCUGUCGAUUAACUUUGACAAUCCCAUGUACCAUUCUGACUCUAGCUCAGUUGUUAUCCCACCAAAGUCAGGAGUUGAAGAGGUCAACCACAGUAAAGAGGUCAAUGGCACGCAUACAGCUCCAGCUACUUCCACUUCUAAUGAGUGGGAGAGACAUCACAGCAUUGAAUUGAAUAUCAGGAUUUGUCUCAUUGGGUUUGCUUGGGAUAAAAGUGUACCAUUUAAAGUUAUUAGGAGAAUACGUUGGGAUCCUUUCUGCUCACGUGCGUUAGCCAUGAGGUGUGCAGCUACGCUCGUUACACUCAUCCUCCUUCAAGUGUCGACAACCAGCGGCUCAGUUUGCCACAACCGACCGGAUCUUUUCUUCAAAUGCGGCGAUCUGUGUUUGGCUCGCUCGUGGAUUUGUGACGGUGGCGAGGAUUGUGAUGACGGAUCAGAUGAAAGUUUCUGUGACGAAUGUGAUCCUAAAAAAUGGUUUCGGUGUGAAAUCGGUCAUCCAUGCAUAGACAGAAAAUGGGUGUGUGAUGGAACACACGACUGUGACGAUGGAUCUGAUGAGAGAGUGUCUCUGUGUGGAGCCUGUACAUCUGGCAACUUUCAUUGCACCUCUGGUGAAUGUAUCGGCCAGUCGUCUGUGUGUGACGGCGAUCGCGAUUGCUUCGACAACUCCGACGAACAACCACCUCACUGCUACCGUCCAACUAAAUCACCAUGCAACUUGACAGACGAGUUCAAUUGCAGGGCUUCUGGAUCGUUUCCUCACUGUAUUCCUAAAUAUUGGAUCUGUGAUGGCGAAAGAGAUUGUGACUCGGGCAUAGAUGAGGGCGACGUCUGUAAUCCACCGGGACUUGCUGCUUCUGUUUCUCCAACGUCAGCUCAAGCUCGAUUGUCUCCCACAACUCCACAGCCAGUUAUUGUUCAAUGUGCUGAUGAUGAGUUUCAGUGCUACGACGGCUUCAAGUGUUUACAAUGGUCACACCGAUGUGACUCGAUAGUAGAUUGUCAUGACAACUCAGACGAAAGCGGCUGUGCAUAUGUCCCACACUGUCCACCCAAACUUCAGUUUUCUUGUGCUAACUCUAACUGUGUUCCUCUCGACAAGCACUGCAAUGAGGUUGACGAUUGUGGAGACAACUCGGAUGAGUUUAACUGUGGCCUCACUCAACCCAAAUGGCAAGAAUGCGAGGGAAUGUUUCGUUGUGGCAAUGGACACUGUCUCACGGUCAAAAAACUUUGCGACAACAAAACUCAUUGCAACGACGGAUCGGACGAGAAAAACUGCUUUACAAACGAAUGCUUGAACAGCAAUUUAUGUCCGGGAGAUCAAACGUGUAUUGAUGAGCCGACUUCGUAUCGAUGCACGUGUGCACGAGGAUAUCGCAAGACGAACGACGGAUGUGAAGAGGUGGACGAGUGUCAGACGUAUGGACAUUGUGCACAGUUUUGUGUGAACACGCCGGGUAGCUUUGUCUGCAGCUGCAGUAACGGAUACACACUGAAGGCUGAUGGUCACACUUGCAAAGCAAACGAUGGAAAUACCAAGUUGUUGUACGCUGAUGGUUGGGAUGUCAAGCUAAUGGAUCUCAACACAAAGUCGAUUGAAGGCCUAGCCAAAGACAGACUGUCAAUCGUUCCAGUUGCAUUCCACUUUCGUACAGGCACGAUCUACUUUGGUGAAUACCAAAGGAAUCGUAUAUGUGCAGUUCCCGCGGACAACAGUGCAGAGCCAAAACCGAUUCUCACAACAGUGGAUGGCGCUCAUAGCCCUGACGGUCUUGCUGUCGACUACUUGAACGACUGGAUCUAUUGGUCUAGUCCUGCUUAUCGUACGAUCUUUAUGGCUAAAUUGGAUGGUUCGUAUCGUCGAGUUGUUGUGAAUGAUAGUAUGAAGUUAGACGAGCCGCGUGGUCUUGCUGUUGAUCCAUUGAGAGGGUAUCUGUUCUGGGCUGAUUGGGGGAAUCACUCGCAUAUCGGUGCUGCCGCCAUGGAUGGAACGGGACAGAGACACAUUGUGGUCGAUGGAUUGGUGUUGCCGAAUGGAAUAGCGGUUGAUACGAUAACACAGAGGAUCUACUGGGUGGACGGCAGUCGUGGAGUGGUUGAGGUUUGUGAUUAUUUGGGUCACAAUCGAAGAGUUAUUAUACAGGGUGGUAUUGGACGGCCUCUCUUUAUUGCGUUGUAUGAGGAAAAGGUGUACGUGUCGUCUGAUUGGGGACCGAGGAGGAAGGGAAGAGUUUUUGUUGCCAAUCGAUUUGAUGGAUCACAUUUGAUGAUGAUUGAUCAUGAUGUGGACUCUGUACAAGGCAUUGCAGUUUAUCAGAAACAACAACAACAACACACUCCCAAUCACUGCGAUCGAGCGACCUGCAGUCAUUAUUGUGUCACCAGUUUUGUGUCGGACUACAAGUGUUUCUGUCCCGAUGGCUCCCACUUGUUGGAUGACGAAAAAACGUGUUCAGUUGGUGUUGAAAGAUGUAAUGACAGUUACUGUAAUUACAAUGGACAUUGUGUGAAGGAAGGCAACAGAAAUAAAUGUUUAUGUCGUAGUGACCACACUGGAUCUCGAUGCACUGACGUUGUUAGCAAGACUGUGUCUUGUCCCAUCACUCGAUGCCACAGCCGUGGACGAUGUUAUAUCUCAGUAGAAGGUCAAUACUGCAUUUGUAAUGAUGGUUACUCUGGUGUUUACUGUGAGUCCGAUAUCUCUCCCAUCACUUUUCCAUUCGAAAAUUCUACAACCACAUCUCUUGCACCACCUCGUGUUGUCGGUAAUGUUGGUCAGAGCAAAGGAAGCAACGCAGUAGCCAUUUCUGUAGGAGGUGCCAUCGGUGGUCUAGUGGUCGUCGCCAUUAUUAUCAUUCUUGUUAAUCUCUUGAUAAAGAAUGUGAGAGGAAAGCUGUCGAUUAACUUUGAUAAUCCCAUGUAUCAUUCUGACUCUAUCUCAGUUGUUAUCCCACCAAAGGCAGGAGUUGAAGAGAUAGAUGGUCAACCACAGUAAAGAGGUCAAUGGCACGCAUACAACUCCAGCUACUUCCACUUCUGUCUGACGAAUCCUUGAGAGAAUAGUUUUGUUCUUUUGGUAGUCUAGUGUUGUUGACCUUGAUAACGUUGAGUUUACCAAUCAUCAUCAUCAUCAUCAUCAUCAUCAUCCGAUCAUGUGACGUCAAUACUAAACAAGCAAUUUCGUUUGUCAUUUAGAUUAGCAUAGUUCUUUUGACUGCAUGUAAGAUACAUGAAUUAGUACAUAAUAGGACAUAUAUUAAAGUUACCUUAGUUGUAGAAAAAUGAAUGUCAUAGAGGAAGAAAUUGAUAUUAUUGUGUGAAAGACAUCUAUUUUAAAUAAAAAUAUAAUAAUGAA
Corticium candelabrum is the source of this 5838-nucleotide messenger RNA. RefSeq names its product low-density lipoprotein receptor-related protein 1-like. NCBI's taxonomy places the organism in Eukaryota, Metazoa, Porifera, Homoscleromorpha, Homosclerophorida, Plakinidae. The transcript has 38 exons. Gene Ontology annotation, molecular function: calcium ion binding; protein binding; hormone binding. The record is from RefSeq and is a predicted model, not a curated record. Gene Ontology annotation, cellular component: signaling receptor complex; plasma membrane; apical plasma membrane. Gene Ontology annotation, biological process: receptor-mediated endocytosis. The coding region runs from base 133 to 5478 and encodes 1781 amino acids.